This is a messenger RNA of Chilo suppressalis (striped riceborer), 1605 nucleotides long. NCBI's taxonomy places the organism in Eukaryota, Metazoa, Arthropoda, Insecta, Lepidoptera, Crambidae. The record is from the annotation of a GenBank genome assembly.
UAAAUUCCAGACUUUCACUACAUAUACGAAGACGACGGCGACGGUAGCAUGCCCGUUAUAACAUUGGAAGUCCUCUCAGAUUCCUCGAAUGCUGAACAUUACAUUCAAACUAUAAAUAACAAUUUGACUGAUGAUACCAGCACUGUAGAUAAUGCAACACAGGACAGUACGCCCGGUGUGCACUUUUUGACAGAAAAGACCGAGGAUGUGAUGCCUAAGCUUGAACAAGAAAACAAAGAUCCGGAUGCCAAAGAAACACCCAAAGCUAGAAACGACUUAUUGGAAUAUUUCAUGAGGAACGAUGGAAGUGUCGUGUGCAAGCUGUGUGGGGAGAUCCUGCAGAGUAGAACACAUUGGUAUCGCCAUAAAUACAAACUCCAUGUUAUACAUCCACUCAACCCUGCCCCGCUGUUUCAGUGUGAACAGUGUCUUGUAUACUUUAAGAGCAGAAAAGGAUACAUAGGGCACUUGGCCAGUCGUCAUAGCGAAACUUUAUCGGAUUCCAGUCCAGUGCUGACGAAUUCACAAGCAGAAGCUCUUGCAAAAGAACGGGUCACUCAACAGCCGCUCCACGAAGUGAAAGAAGAACCGGAUCCCGAAAUGUCUAUACCGAAAACAAGCGUGCCUAACUACCAAACAACAGUUGUUAAACAGACAAAAAGUGGGGAAGUAAAGAAGACGUGUCGAGGCAGCAAUCGAGAAACCCAAGGAUCAGACCAAUCAAGCAAGACUGACUGGCAGGAGAAGCGAUCACGUGAAGAAAAACUGGUUGCAGAUAUAAUCGAUAGAGUGCGAAGGGAGUGCGAGGCCCAAGGGUCUGGGGGUGCAACCAGGCGUGGUUAUACGCGAAGAACUACCGUUAUGAACACUUAAACGAGAGAGAAAGACCACGGUGAUUCAAAGUUCCUUCUAUGUCAGAAUUCAACAGCUUGCAUUGUCCGACAACAUUAAAAACGGCUAUGGUUGUGAAGAUAAUUUGGUCAAAAUGUGUUAAUAAAAACUGACCAAUCAAAUUGAUCAGUAGGUAUUAGUGUCCGGCUAUUACGAUUUAAUAAAAGGUACAACUGGCACCACAUAGGUACUGUACACGACAUGUGGUGUAUGAAUGGUAGGAUGCAAGCAUGAAAUCGACAUUAUUGUUUUGAUUGAAUAAUUAUGAAAUUUUAUCUCAAUGAGAUAAGGCCUAAUUCACGGUCUCAGUAAUGUGCUCAUUUUCGUGCCAAUGUAAAAUGUAAAUAAUAAUGCAACGUGCCAAUCAUUAUCGAAAUUAAGGUGCCAAAGUCCAAAUACAUUGUGUACAUAUAGUUUGUAAGAAAAUUUUGGUCUAUUUGUAACAAAUGUCUGGAUCUUUAUGUAGUCCAAUAUUAUUAUAUGUAUAUUUAUUAUAAUAUAGUUUCUUAAAUACAAAUAAGUUUCUCAAUAUCUGAAAAUAGUAUUUUAGAAACUGACCUAUUCCUUCCUAUCUUUUUACUGACAAGUCCAUUUACCGUCCCUUUCUAAAAGCAGUGAUUUAUGGAAAAUCACGGAAAUCUUUUGUUUAUUCAUACUAACUAACUUGCGCUGACUACUAUUAUUCCUAGUUAGUACUUUAAAUAUCAAAAGCAA